Messenger RNA from Lates calcarifer (barramundi perch), 2711 nucleotides. It is a transcript of the gene baiap2l2b, whose product is annotated as BAR/IMD domain containing adaptor protein 2 like 2b. Gene Ontology annotation, biological process: actin filament bundle assembly; positive regulation of actin filament polymerization; actin crosslink formation. The record is from RefSeq and is a predicted model, not a curated record. The coding region runs from base 949 to 2466 and encodes 505 amino acids. The transcript is spliced from 14 exons. Gene Ontology annotation, cellular component: nucleoplasm; cytosol. Gene Ontology annotation, molecular function: protein binding. Lineage: Eukaryota; Metazoa; Chordata; Actinopteri; Centropomidae.
UCAAAUUAAAAUAAUCUGUUAGGAGUUCUGCUACAUAACAAAUAAUGGCUUCUAGUUGAAUGGACUUCUUGUAGUCAAAAGCUACUUCUAAAUUUUGAAUUGCACUGUUUCAUUCUUUAAUGCACAUGUGAAUUGUUUUAUGACCUUGCCUCUCCUCUUUGCGACUGACAGCUAGUCAGAAAUCCCAGCUUUCAUCUGGAUUCAGUAUGAUGGUCUGUUGAAUGGACAGAGGAGGUGAUCCUUAUAUUAUUUUAUGUACUUGGUGUGUGAUAGGUUUACAGUAUAUAGUGUGUCUUAUGAAACAGAUGAACUUGUAUGUGUGACUGACUUUAACAUAUUUCCUCAUAGCAUUAGAGAGGGAGUUUCUAUUAGUUUGCUGAGUAAUAUCUGUGUAUCUAACUGCAUAUGAUUAUUUAAUAAUGUACCUUUUUUUUAGGGCAGCAGUUAGUUUCACCAACGUUGAGGUACUCCCUUAGGUGUGAGUAUUCAUCACAGCUAGUUGGGCAGCUGGCCGUCCUCCUUCUCCUUUCCUUUCAGGGCUCCAAUCAAUAAUUUACCUGGCCUGAACAUAUCGAUGGCACCUACUCCUUUUUCUCUUCCCCUUGCUCACUUGCUCGCUCUUUCCAUGAAAACUGCUGAUGACAAGGGGCUAAAAGAGCUCAUUAACGAAUGACAGAAAAAGGGAGAGAGAGCGAGGAAGACACUAUCAUUCUGUCAGACAGGUGUUAUCAGUCUUUGGAACAUAGCAGAAACAGUGGGACUGCAGUGAGGGUGACUUUCACUGCUAUAAGACGCUGAUACACACAGGACGAGAAACGCCUGAGGAAACUUCUUCACAAGUUUGAAUGGGAAUACAGACUCUUUACAGAAGUUUGUUUUGUCUCUGACAUUCAUUUUUUAAGACUUUUUCUUUGUUUGAAGUUAAUAUUUCCCUUACAAUUGGUCACUAUGUCAGGAGCCAGCAGUGACCAGCUGCACAGAUCAACCUUAACUGUCUAUUCGAACCUGAUGGAGCACUUCAAUCCAGGCCUCCAGAACCUUGUUGCUCUAGGAAACAGCUAUGUCAAAGCUUUCCAAGCCUUAGCUGUUUGCAGUGAGGCCUACUUCAGUGCUGUGGCUAAGAUGGGUGACCAGGCUCUUCACACGCUCUCAUCUCGCUCGCUUGGGGAUGUCCUGAUCCAGAUAUCAGACACGCAGAGGAGACUCACUGCAGAGAUGGAGGGAGUGUUUCGAUGGUUCCAGAUAGAGGUGCUGCAAGCCAUGGAGAAGAAUGUAAAGUUGGAUGAGGAGUACAUUGAUGGUAGUCGCAGAGUGUAUGAGCUGGAGGUGAGGAAUCAGGCAGAAGCUUUGGAGAAACAGCUCAGACGAGGAGCCUACAGAGACUCCCUGGAGAACAGUGAGUACAUGCUGUACCUGAGGCAGAGUCAGCAGGAGAUCCUCAAGGAGGAGGAGAGGAGGUAUCGCUUCUUGGCAGAGAAACACUGUGGCCUCACUCAGUCACUACUCUUCUUAAUAAACAAGACUGGUGCAUCUCUCCAGCAAAAGGCAGAUGGAUGGAAGGAGAAAGUGAACGAGACCAGAGGGUCCAGACCUCGAACUCCCACCCAUUUGGACCAAGAGGCACAGCUGCGAGGUUCAGUGAGCUCCCUGCUGCAGACAGUAGCCAGAGAUGAAGACAUGUCGUGGGCCAGGAGGGAGCAACAGGCACUGGGCAGAGUGCCCUCUAGAGCACCAUCUCCCCUCCCCAGCCGCUCUCGCUCCAGCUCAGUGGGGGAAUCUCUGGGUCUGGGAGGAGGGAGAGCCAUGAGAGCUCUCGUGUCUCACCCCUCCUCGUCCAAUCCAAAGCUUCUACCUUUCAGCAGGGGAGAGACUGUCACUGUACUGGUCCAGGAACCACGGAAUGGCUGGCUGUACGGACGCACUGACAGCAGCCUGCGUCAGGGCUGGUUCCCUGCUGCUUAUGUGGCUCCUAUUGAAGAUUUCUCCAACACUUUAGCGACAAGUGGUGGUUCUCUAAGAAGCCACAGUAUGAACAAUCUGCUGGAUCCCACUGACACCUCCUCUGACCAAUCAGAGAGCAAGAGCUAUGGAGAUAUCCCACCCCCAGCCACGCCCAACCGUAGAGCUUCUGUAGACUUCCGGCCGAUCUCUCCCCUCCCUGAGAAGAAGGCAGAACAGGUGACAGAGACAAAGCUUGGUCAAAUGAAGAGCUAUAAUGAACACCCACCUCCACCUCCUCCACCACCACCUCCUCUGCCGAGUCAGAAUCUUAGAAGGGGCUCUGCAGAUUUCCGACCAAUCUCUCCCCUCCCUGACAGGAAGGGUGAAUCAUCAUCUGAUGUCCAGACAUUAUCACCCCAUGGGCCACCUGAAAACCCUCUCUUUCCCAGAGGCACAAACCCAUUCGCCACUGUAAAGCUUCGCCCCACGACGACCAAUGACAGAUCUGCUCCUCAGAUCCACUGAUCCAUCAGCACUCGGGCAGGCAGGGUUUGUAACCGAGGCUACCAGAUCAGGUUGUGGAAGCAGGUCAUACAUUUUUGUUUCUGGAGAAUGUAAUGAUAUCUCUGAUAUGUGAAGACUUUGAGGCAGAAGGGCAGAGGAAUGGUUGGUGAGAUUUUUUGUACAGUGUUAGAUAAGAUGAGGUAUUUCUUUUACCAAAAGCAAAAGUAAUACUUUAGUAUCACUAAAUAAUUAAAUAUCAAAACUAU